This is a messenger RNA of Bursaphelenchus okinawaensis, 2030 nucleotides long. The record is from the annotation of a GenBank genome assembly. NCBI's taxonomy places the organism in Eukaryota, Metazoa, Nematoda, Chromadorea, Rhabditida, Aphelenchoididae.
AUGUCAAACGAAGACUUUGUGUCGUCGGAUGUCAGCGCAGCGCUUCAAGAAGCCCGUGAAUUCGUGACCAAAGGAAAACGGCGUGUAGCUCAGAAUGAACACAUUAUUGAAGAAUCCACCACCGUCCAGGUGAACAAAACCGGAAGUCGCACAGAUCCAGUUGAAGUUAUCAUCUCCAGGUCUAAGAAGUUUACUCAAGACUCGAGUGAUGAUGAAUAUAUUGCAGGUAAGCUUAUUUUUAAAUAUUUUAUGGUGUUUAGGCUCUUUGUCGGACUCGGAUUUGUUGCCAAGAGAAAGAACUUUGUCUUCGGCUUCAAGAAAAUCAUGUAAACAUUACUACAACAGUGACAAUGAAUUGGAAGGACUUCGCAAGAAUAGUACCCACAAACAUACGAACGUCAAGUACAGGAAAAAGAGAAACGAAAUGUGGACUAAAGACAACGAAAGGUUGUUAACUGACGGAUCUGACUCGGAAUUUGACGGAGAUCAAGCACGGUUAGAGGUUGAUGUGAAAGAAGAAUGUCUGGAGGAUGAUGGAGAAGGACAUGUUGUUAUUAAGGUAGGGUAACAAAAAAUAUGAGUUUCUUGUAAAGAUUGUGUAUUUUGAUCCUUUUUAAUUGUGAAACAGGGUUUACUGCUUUUAAUGUAGUUUUUUAGACGUGGAGUGCUAGAUGGACCGUCCAGCAUUAUGAUCUACUACCGGAAUGGCUACAAGACAACGAAUAUCUACGACACGGUCAUCGUCCACCACUGCCAAGUGUCGUAGAGUGUUUCAAGAGUAUAUUAUCUGUUCAUACUGAGACUGGUAACAUUUGGACGCAUUUGAUUGGUAAGUAAUUCAUAUUACUUUUUUUGUGGGUAAAUUUAUAUUUUUAACUCUACAAUUUAGCAAUUUGUUGAUACGUCAUAUCUAAAAAGGCCAUUUAAUUUUAUAUUUCAGGUUGUGUGGCAUUCUUCUUUUUGGCAUUGUGGUUCUUGACUCGGCCAGAUACUCAUAUCGGACUUCAAGAAAAAGUGAUAUUCUCCUUCUUCUUUGGUGGAGCCAUUCUCUGUUUAGGACUAUCGUUCAUGUUCCAUACAUUAUCGUGUCAUUCACUCAACGUUUUACUAAUAUUCAGCAAGUAAGUCAUUAAAUUAUGGUUUUUUAUUUUAGAUUUGAAAAUUGGAAACUAUGUUAUCAUAAUAACAUGUUAAACUUUGAAAACUUAUUGUAAUCCUUCUUGUUUAGACUUGAUUACAUGGGUAUAAGUCUGCUGAUUGUUGGUUCGUUUAUUCCAUGGGUUUACUAUGGGUUUUACUGCCGGCAAGAGCCUAAGAUAACAUAUAUCGCCAUGAUAAGCGUGCUCGGUGUUGGUGCUAUCGUCGUAUCAUUGUGGGACAAGUUCAGUGAGAGCCGGUAUCGUCCGCUACGUGCUGGAGUUUUUGUUUCUAUGGGAUUAAGCGGUUCGUUUUUUGAAAAUAUCAUGUAAAAACUUGGUUGGUGUGACUUUUUAUGUUUGAUUUUUUUUUAAAAUUAAUUGCCCAUGAUAGUUUACUGUAAACGACAUCAAUUCAAAACAUUUUCUAGGUAUCAUCCCAGCUGUUCACUUUGUUUACACAGAUGGAAUGAGUCAAAUGAUUGACGAAACCGGCUUCUACUGGCUUGUAGCAAUGGCAGCUUUAUACCUAUUUGGUGCUUUUUUGUACGCUACUCGAACGCCAGAGAGAUUCUUCCCUGGAAAAUGUGAUCUAGUCGUAAGCCUUAUCACUAACCUUUACUGCGUCAACUUGCUUAGUCUUGUCAGACUGUAGCUGAAGAUGUGGAUCGCUAUCUUGCCCAUGGGAUUGAAGAAUUUAAUUAUAGUUUGCGUUACAUAAGAUACAAUAACAAUUUUUUUCAGUUCCAAUCCCAUCAACUAUUCCACUUGUGUGUGGUAGUGGCAGCUUUUACCCAUUACUACGGUAUCUCCGAGAUGGCCAUGAAACGGCUGACUUCAGAGUGCCCGGCAGAAACCAACAUCUUCGAGGCCACAAAACACACAGAAUUGUAA